UGGAAGACAUUGUUACUCCCUAAAUUUUUGCUCCAUUUCUUCCUUCCCAAUCUGGAUAGAAGAGACCUGGCGAGGAGAGGGCUGAGAGGAUGGAGGUGUGUGCUGUGUUUAAAGGGAAGGGGAGAGGCGGGUGGUCAGCAUGAUGACAAGAUGAAAGAGGCCAGGUAAGGAGGAGACAGAGGACUCUCCUCUUUCCCCUCUCCUCCUCCUCGUCUCCCUCCCUCUCUGUGACGUAGCGUGUAUGAGUGUUUGCAGUGUGUGUGGGUGAGAAAGCGAAACAGGUCGGCGGUGCCUCAGCAGACUGUGAACCUGCACAGGAGGAAACAGCGUUCUUCAGACUGAGAUCGUUCCAGUUGAGUGUGGUGUAUUGAAGAGAGACAGACACCUUCAGUUUAAGCUCAUCUUCAAGUGGAUAAAAUCUUGUGUGGUCAACUGAAGUACCAAACACUAAAGUCCAUGGGAGUCAGGGCCUGUAUGCUUCCAGCCACCAUGGUAGAAACCAUUGCCUGACCUUCUCAGUGACACCCUACGACAGGGGAGGAUGGGUGAUGGGCCCGUGAAAUUCACCGAACUUCUUCCUAUUUAUCCCAUCCUCUCAUGGAGCGUCCCGUUACACCAAGCCCCACCUGGAACAAGUCUCUCUCCACAUUUCCAUCCUCACUACAGUCAAAUGUUUCUAACGUGACUGUUCCCAUCACAAGCAACCAAAGUGGGAUAGAUCUGCAUCAGUCAUUGGCACUGUGUGCUAUGCUCAUCAUGGAUGUUCUCACAGUGGUGGGGAACUUGGCUGUGAUGGUUGUCAUCACUAAAACUCCUCAGCUGCGCAAGUUUGCCUUUGUGUUCCACCUCUGUCUGGUGGACCUGCUUGCAGCGCUGUUGGUAAUGCCAAUGGGAAUGGUGUCAGACCGGAUCCUGGUGGAUGAAGCACUGUGUCGGAGCUACCUCUGUUUGAGUGUGUGUCUAGUGAGUGCUGCCAUCCUCACCAUUUGUGCCAUCAAUGUGGAGCGCUACUACUACAUUGUCCACCCAAUGCGUCACGAGGUUAAGAUGACUGUAGCGGUGGUGGUGAUGGUACUGGUGGGAAUCUGGAUUAAAGCUGUUGUCAUGUCAAUACUGCCUCUGGUAGGAUGGCUGAUCCAGGGAACCCCGACUCUGGGUACUCCUGGAAUCCUUGUUACUGGUCAGAGACACUGCUCUCUCCACUGGACAGGAGGCAGGACCACACGUCUGCUUUUCAUGGUCUUCUUUACAUUAAUCUAUUUUCUAUGCCCUAUGCUAAUCAUCUUGGUGGUCUACUGUAAUAUGUUUAAGGUAGCCCGAGUAGCAGCCAUGCAUCAUGGCCCUCACCCCACUUGGAUGGAUACACCACGACAAAGAUCUGAAUCUGUCAGCAGUCAUUCCACUAUGGCAGCAAGCCUUGGAGGAACUGGUGCACGAACAACCCCUCAAAGGACCUUCAGUGGUGGGAAGGCCGCAGUGGUUUUAGUGGCAGUGGGAGGUCAGUUCUUCUGCUGUUGGCUGCCAUAUUUCUCCUUCCAUCUCUACUCAGCUAUAGUGUCCACCCCUCCUACCUCCCUGGCACAGCUGGAGAAUGUGGUCACAUGGAUUGGCUAUUUCUGCUUCACCUCCAACCCCUUCUUCUAUGGCUGCCUAAACCGGCAAAUUCGUGAGGAGCUGAGCCGUCACCUGGCUUGCCUUUUCAAGAGAGCCGGGCCCAGCGAAGGAGAACAGCUGCCCAGCCGUGAGGCUUCUAUUGAGGAAAACUUUUUGCAGUUCCUUCAGGGCACUGGAUGCAAUCUGGAGCCCUGCAACUCUAACAGCAGAGCCAGCCCUGAGGAGCCAGAGACUGAGGGCCUUCAGGAAUCAGCUGUUGAGCAGAACACGCCAGCUGACUUCCACAUCCCAGGGCAGAUCCUUGAGGAAACCGCAGAAUUCAUACAGCAGCAACAGCUGAACAAUGAGCUUUGUGUCUCAGAAAACUGCUGCAAAACUGUACCAGAGCUGUAGCUGCCUUAUGUACUGUCUUUUUUGCCAUCGAAUAUUCCAAUAAAUAUGUUUAGUUUUAUUCAUAUUUUCUAGUAUUUGUUGUUCAUGCUGCAACAUGCUUUGAAGAUAAACACACACACACACACACACAACAACAACAACAAACUGCAAAACAUGGUAUCUUCUUUGAAGAAUUUAAGUUAUGUAGCAUUUCAGUGAAAGGUAUAUUUGCAUAAGUCUCUUUGCAGCAUUACAUAUUUUGGAGCCAUAAUGCGUCAGGCUUGUGUUAUGCCAACAGACUGAUACAAAACCCAUGAUGUGUUGGUCACAGUUAAAUUGAAGUGACAAAUUUUUCAAAGUUUUUUUUAAACUAUUGGAGCCACUCUUCUGAGUGACUGGUCCUCCUCUGUUCUAAUAUGCAUCCUUUCAUUUAGUCACUCACUUAUUCACUUUUAAAAAUGAGGCUUCCCAUCCUCAUUUCAACAAAAUCUUUAAAUCAUCAAUAUGAUUUUAAUCAUAAAGCCAAUGCGCAAUCUAGCAUUGUCAUAGCACACAAUUUCUAUAAGAUUAAAGUAGCAUUAAAGAGGUUGUACCCUAGUUGCAUUUCAGUUUAUUUUAAGUUCACUCAGGUUUGUGUCUUCAGAGCUAAAUAAGCCCCUUGACAAUCAGCUCUAGGUAAACCAGUAAAACAGAAGGCUCUCUAUAGUUUAUCACUGAUUUAAAAACAUCACGAAGUGGCCAUAGAACAAUCUUUACCCUGAUUUAUGAUUGAGACUUGUUGUAGCUGCAGCUGUAAGUUUGAUCAGUGAGUGAAUUAUCUGUUUUCACCAUGUAUUUAUUCCACCUUUGCUUCCAAAACCAUCAUGAAAAUAAUGCAUAAAUGUUCCUCAGUAUUUGCUAAAGAAUAUUCAGUGAAAAUUAAAGCAAAUAUGAGCGAAUGAGUUUGAUACAUUGAAUGUGCUGAAGAGGAUAAUUUCACAUCUGCUUCUGCUGCUGGUAUUUAGAACAAACAGGCUGACAGUGUAUUUUUAACCAUUUUCCAGAAUGUUAUUAUCAUGUUUAUCUGUUCUAAGUCUUGUGAUUAUCACCUCCUCACCAAAAUGGGAGACUCGUGAUUUCAGCCCCCUCUACUCAAAGACAAACACUGAGGCUGGUUUAGUUUGUUUGACGGUGGUGGUGCUCAGAGUUUGGGUUGCAGCACAUUGAAAACAAAUGGAAUAAAACAACUGGGAACAAUUUUGGACAAGCAGUCUGCAUUACCCGUUGAUGUCUGAACUGUUUACAGGUAAACACAGGAGGAGUGUGAGUGCUCCUGUGUUUGUGCAAUAAACAACCAGGCUUGUUGUGGCUACACACAGUACACAGGUGUGACAAUGCUUACACAUGGAAAGCUUUACCUUUGGCCCCAUUUAGCACAAAUGGGAGACACUGGAGUCACUUUCUCUGAUCUCAGGUUGAAUACAAACAGUUUGCACAUGUCACGCGAGCAGUGACAAAUGUUCCAAAGACGAUAACAAGGCACAAUCUUCAAAAAGAAGAAGAAGGAAAAAAAAAAACAUCUAAAAAGAAACCAGCCAACUAAGAAAAAUAAAAGAAAAACACGUAUCUUGGGUCUCUUGUCAUAUUUUCUCUUCCCUGCUGCCUUUAUCUAUUUUGGACUGUCUCAAACAGGACGGUUGGCAUGAUCACAAGAUUCUCGACCCAAGGCAUACAGGGGGGGUCCAGAUCUAGCUGGGAGUCAGAACAACAAAAAGCUCCCUUUGUCAGGGGGAUACAUAACGUUCUUAAUUUUCUUGCUGUAUGACUUUGUUGAAGACUGUUUUUCAAGCAGCGCUGUCAUGCCAUCUUGUUUUAAAAUGUUUGCUUUGCACCGACAUGUGGCUGGAAUUUAGUUGAAGUAAAGAGCAACGAUGAACACUGAGCUGAUGUGAAAUCACUGCCAUGGUCCUUAAUGUUCCUCUGAAUGUUUGUUUUUUUAAUUUAUUUAUUAGUAAUAAAACUAUUGCAUAAGUUCAUUUUAUGGCAAAAAAAAAUGCCUUGAUUUAUCGCACCAGCGGCUGUGAACAAGGAUUUAAUCUCCUUAAACAGCAGCAAAACUACCCCGAGCAAUCUCAUGAAAUGCUAUAAGCUCUGUUUCUGUUGACUGAAAAGAUGGAGAUCCAGUUCUGAAGGUGAAAGGUGGACAAUACUUCCAGCUUUCAGGAAUCUUCAUGUUCACUGUAAAUCACCAGCCAAGUGGUUUUUCUUUCUGUAUCUCUUUUUAUACAAGAAAGACUGUUGGGAUUUCUUUCUUUCUGUUUGUCAAAACUUCCUCUGUAUAUUUCCCAUCAACUGAAAUCAUU
Melanotaenia boesemani (Boeseman's rainbowfish) is the source of this 4328-nucleotide messenger RNA. RefSeq names its product G protein-coupled receptor 61 (gene gpr61). Gene Ontology annotation, cellular component: signaling receptor complex; endosome; plasma membrane. Gene Ontology annotation, molecular function: G protein-coupled receptor activity. Gene Ontology annotation, biological process: G protein-coupled receptor signaling pathway. Lineage: Eukaryota; Metazoa; Chordata; Actinopteri; Atheriniformes; Melanotaeniidae. The record is from RefSeq and is a predicted model, not a curated record. Bases 598 to 2007 code for a protein of 469 amino acids. The transcript has 2 exons.